AUGAGUAGUGGGGAUGAAAAGUCUGCUAGGUUGCUUAUGAGGGGGCUUGCUACUUUUUCUGCUGCAUCUGGAUUAGUUGCUAAUAAUGGAAAGUCCAAUGUCUAUUUUUGCAACACCAGUGAGGAUGUAAAGGUUAACAUCAUCAGACAUUCUGGCUUUAAGGAAGGUGAUUUGCCUUUCAGAUAUCUUGGUGUGAAUGUGAAUGCUAAGAAGCUGUCUAAUGAUGACUGUCAGAUUCUUAUAGAUAAAAUUGUUGCUAGAAUCAGGCUUUGGGGUGGUAGGACAAUAAAAGUCUUGGAAGGGGUUAUGGCUGUCUACAGGAACUAUAUUUGGGAUGGUAAAGUUGUUUAUAGCAGGGCUCCCCCUAUUUCUUGGGAUAUUAUCUGCAGGUCAAAGAGGGAGGGUGGUCUGGGAGUGCAGGAUUGCAUUACUUGGAAUAUUGCUGCCAUGGGAAAAUAUGUUUGGGACAUAGCAAAUAAGAAUGAUAGUCUCUGGCUCAGGUGGGUGAAUCACCAUUAUAUCAAGGGCAGGAAUUAG
Molecule: messenger RNA, 537 nt
Organism: Chenopodium quinoa (quinoa)
Lineage: Eukaryota; Viridiplantae; Streptophyta; Magnoliopsida; Caryophyllales; Amaranthaceae
Exons: 2
Coding region: 1-537 (178 amino acids)
Source: RefSeq, a predicted model, not a curated record